Messenger RNA from Carcharodon carcharias (great white shark), 1021 nucleotides. RefSeq names its product syntaxin-3-like. Gene Ontology annotation, molecular function: SNARE binding; SNAP receptor activity. The coding region runs from base 96 to 578 and encodes 160 amino acids. NCBI's taxonomy places the organism in Eukaryota, Metazoa, Chordata, Chondrichthyes, Lamniformes, Lamnidae. Gene Ontology annotation, biological process: intracellular protein transport; exocytic insertion of neurotransmitter receptor to postsynaptic membrane; synaptic vesicle fusion to presynaptic active zone membrane. The record is from RefSeq and is a predicted model, not a curated record. Gene Ontology annotation, cellular component: endomembrane system; SNARE complex; postsynapse. The transcript is spliced from 7 exons.
AACAGAACAUUGAGCAGAAUGAGACCUGUUCGUCGGCUGACCUCAGGAUACGCAAGUCUCAGCAUUCCGUGUUAUCCCGGAAGUUUGUGGAUGUCAUGACCAAAUACAACGAGGCUCAGGUCGACUUCCGGGAGAGGAGCAAGGGUCGGAUUCAGAGACAGCUGGAAAUCACUGGAAAAGCCACCACAGAUGAACAGUUGGAGGAGAUGUUGGAAAGCGGUAACCCUGCCAUCUUUACCUCUGGGAUCAUCGAGUCCCAGAUCUCGAAGCAGGCCCUGAACGAGAUCGAGUCACGGCACAAGGACAUUGUCAGGCUGGAGAGCAGCAUCCGGGAGCUUCACGACAUGUUUGUGGACAUCGCCAUGCUGGUGGAGAACCAGGGCGAGAUGGUGGACAACAUCGAGGUGAAUGUCAACAAGUCGGCAGAGCACGUGGAAACGGCCAAGGCCGAGACUAAAAAAGCCGUCAGGUACCAGAGCCAGGCUCGCAAGAAAACUAUCAUCAUUGUUGGGAUUUUGGUUAUCAUUCUGGCGAUCGUGGCCCUUAUAAUCGGUUUAUCGGUUGGAUUGAAUCACUGAGGAGGGCCCUCCCAUUCUUCAGAAACUCCUGGUCCUCUUCGCCUGCAUAGCGAUCCUGCUCAUCAUCCUCACCAUUGUCCUGAGCGUCACCUUAUCCUGAGUUACCCUGAGUGCUCCCCCCCACCCCGCCAUCUCGCCCUCCCUCUGGCUUCACCCCCUCCUUGGUCUUCCCUGGCAAGCUCUGCCCUGCGGAGAUCGUCGAACUUCGGCUGCUGUGGUGUCCGCUGGAUUGGAGGCUCGCCGGGACUAGAGCGUGAUUGGACCCACCAUCGCUUCGCCUAGAUACCCCAGCUGAUCCUACCAUUUCUCAUCUUCCCUGUGUCGUUCCCCCAAAUCUGCCAAGCAAGACUUUCAGACCGACUACUUUCCUGCUUCCCAAUGAUGACACCAUCUCCUCCCUCCCAACCAUUGACUCUUCACCCCCUCACUCCCAAUCAUUGACU